Molecule: messenger RNA, 473 nt
Organism: Paramecium sonneborni
Lineage: Eukaryota; Ciliophora; Oligohymenophorea; Peniculida; Parameciidae
Source: the annotation of a GenBank genome assembly
AAAAAAAUAAAAUCCAAUGGCAGAUGUAUGAAUCACCUAAUUUAAAAAUAGCCUAUCAAAAUUGUUAUGUGCAUUCUUUGUUGUCCUUAGUGGUUCAGUUACUUCUCUUUUUUGCAUAAUUGUGCAAGGACUUGUGAUAUUACAUCAAAAAGUAACAGUUGCUCUUUUAUUGUAUUUAGCCUUUAAAGCCAUACCUAGUUAACUUUGGAAAGUUUUGUUUGCUAUUUUUAUGGUAUUUUGUGGAUUCGAAAUUGUUAAUUGUGUACUUUGCAUAGUAGGAUGUAUUCAUUGUUUUGGAACUCCAUUUUCAGUUUUUAUUUUAUAUAAUAUUAUUAGGCAUAUUAAUCAGGCAGCACAUGGGUUGAUUCUUUUCAUAAAAUGGUAUUAGAACCAAGUUGUGAUUUUGAAGGGAAAAUAAGUGAAGUUUUAAACAAAGCCUUUGCACGUUGAUUAUAAUUAUUACAAAUUGCACC